UAUGUGGUCCUAUCUAUCAAGAGCUUGGUUAAUUGUAGAGUUCCGGAUGAAGAUUGUGGAUGGAUGAUAGGAUUUAUAUAUGUUCGGGUGAGAAACACAAAUAAAUAAAAAAAGAGAAAAAAAAAACAGGUUGGAAGGAGGAGGCUAUUUCUUGUACAGGCCGGCUGCAGAGAUUGGGAAUAACAAGCUUUGGGUAUUGUCUUGUUCAAGGUGAGAGGCAUUGGGAUGAUAAGAUCUUGUUCUUGUCUACUUUUUGGCAUGUCCUUUUUGGCUCUAUUCAGUUGAACAAGAAGCUUAAUUUGGCUUGGAGUGAAAGAUAUCCUCUCUCUCUUGGGUGUGAAGUUAAGGCCACUGAUGAACCAUGGUGACCUUAGAGAAGAUGUCCUGCCCAAUGUUAUUAAAACUGGACUGAAUAAGGGUCUGUUUUGACCAAAACCAUGCCAAACCAAACUGUCAUUAAUAACAGUGAUGUGUAUUGUCUUUGUGAAAAAUCAGAUGAAAUCAAAACCAAAAACUUUACCAAACAACAGUGUAACCAAAUACAUAGUCCAAACUGAAGAUUCUGAUUCACAAGGAUUAGUCUGAGUUAGCAAGGCAGAGAACUGUUUCGCAAGGCCACAGCGCUAGCUAGGCUGGCAAGCCAAUCUGGUUGAAAGCUAGGGGAUUACUAGACAAAACUCGUGAGUUACAGCCAUGGCCUGCAACCCAAUCACUCUUCCUCUAUAAAUACCAACACCAUUUAUGCUAAAAGCCCAACCCAAAAAAUCCACAGAUCUCUUCUUACAAAAUAUCAAUGGCUCUCACCACCAAGUUCAUAUUGUGCAUGACAAUGGCCAUGGCCGGCGCUCUCAUGGUGAAAGCCAGUGACCCUGAUAUCCUUUCUGAUUUCAUCCUCCCCCGAAACACCAACUCAGUAGAUGCUAACUUUUUCACAUUCACCGGCUUAAGAAGCCUUGAGAAUGAAUCUGAUCCAAUCACUCUCAGAGUUACAAAGGUGAGCAAGGCUGAGUUUCCCGCUUUAGAUGGACAAAGUGUUUCCUUUGCGUUACUUGAAUAUGCAAAUGGAGGAAUCAACCCCCUCCACACCCAUCCCCGAUCAGCUGAGCUCUUGUUCUUGGUUUAUGGCUCUUUGGAAGUUGGCUUUGUUGAUACCACUAAUAAGCUCUAUACACAAAAGCUUCAAAUAGGGGACAUGUUUAUUUUUCCAAAAGGUUUGGUUCACUACCAAUAUAACUCGGAUACGCAGAACCUAGCUAUUGCUUUGUCAGCAUUUGGGAGUGCAAGUGCUGGAACUGUUUCAGUUCCAAGCACCCUCUUCACGACUGGUAUAAGUGAUGAUGUACUAGCCAAGUCUUUUAAAACAGAUGUCCAAACCAUUCAAAAACUCAAGGCUGGGCUUGCUUCUUAGAGAUCUGAGUCCUUUGAUUCUUGUUGUGAGUGAAUCUAGGGUUUGUGUAUUG
This is a messenger RNA of Amborella trichopoda, 1460 nucleotides long. Its product is annotated as germin-like protein 9-3. Lineage: Eukaryota; Viridiplantae; Streptophyta; Magnoliopsida; Amborellales; Amborellaceae. Gene Ontology annotation, molecular function: manganese ion binding. The record is from RefSeq and is a predicted model, not a curated record.